Messenger RNA from Cutaneotrichosporon cavernicola, 4671 nucleotides. RefSeq lists its product as uncharacterized. Gene Ontology annotation, biological process: transmembrane transport. NCBI's taxonomy places the organism in Eukaryota, Fungi, Basidiomycota, Tremellomycetes, Trichosporonales, Trichosporonaceae. The transcript is spliced from 9 exons. Gene Ontology annotation, cellular component: membrane. Bases 1 to 4671 code for a protein of 1556 amino acids. Gene Ontology annotation, molecular function: ATP hydrolysis activity; ATP binding; ABC-type transporter activity. The record is from RefSeq and is a predicted model, not a curated record.
AUGGACGCCGAGCACCCUGCCGCAGGAGGGUCAGGUUCCGAGCGCCCACCGACGCCGUCUAUUGCCGCGAUAGCGACCCCGGCACGCGAUAGUGGCUCGUCAACCCGCACGUCCGUCAACGAGAAGGAAGACGAAAUCGCACGUACCCCGCACUCGCAACGCGCUUCAUACUCCUCUAACCCACCAGAGCCGCCAGAGGUCAGCGCCCUACUCAACCUCCCACCACCCCUGCCGUUCGACCUCGACGUGCGCGGCCUGACCAUCGGUGUGCCAAGACAGUCGCGGAUAGUCAAACUGCUACAGGGCGACCUGACCGCGCUCAAGCGCAAGGAAGGUCCGCGCAAGACCACAAUUUUGGAAGAUGUGUCUUGCGCCUGCGCGAGCGGACAAGUCCUCGCCAUUCUGGGAGGAAGCGGAAGCGGUAAGACGACCCUCCUGAAUGCCGUCGCGUACCGCCUAAACGACCUCCCCAUCAAGGUUGGCGGCGUUGCAUACGUCCCAUCCGAAGGUGGGAUGGCGUUGGGAAAGCACGAGGCGAAGCGUCGUAUAGGCUUUGUGCGGCAGCAGGACUUCCUCGUGGAGUGCCUCACAGUACGCGAGACGCUCACGUAUGCUGCGCGCCUGCGCCUUCCGACGAGUCUGACGCGCGAGAAUAUCGCGAUCAUCGUCGAGCAGACGCUUGACGAGUUGGGUCUGCGCGACGCCGCGGAUACAGUCGUAGGCGGUCCCUUGAGGAAGGGCAUUUCGGGCGGCGAGCGACGCCGCCUCAGUAUCGGCUGUGUGCUAGUCACACUUCCCUCCGUGCUGAUUCUCGACGAGCCAACUUCAGGCCUCGAUGCGUUCACAUCAUACCUCCUCCUGCAAACAUUGAGCGCGCUCGCGCGGCGCGGCCGCACAGUUAUCAUCUCGAUCCACGCGCCAAGAUCCGACGCUUAUCCCCUCUUCGAUCGGAUCACAUUACUUUCCAAGGGCCGGGUCGUGUACUCUGGCCUCCGAUCCCAGUGCCUUGACUGGUUCUCGGGGCUUGGACACGACGUCGAGCCGGGCAUCAACCCCCUCGACUUCCUGAUCGACGUGAGCUCAGUUGACAGCCGCACACCCGAGAGCGAGGAGGCGAGCCAAGCCCGCGUGCAGGCACUCACCAACGCUUGGGCCGCACAUAUCGCCACCAAGCCUGAUACCCUUGCUGUACGGCCGCUACUGCGCUCCUCCACGUCCCGCCACAGCGCGGAGGGCGCCGAACUGCACCGCGUCGUCACCCAGUCCGAAGCGAAACGGCCGGGAUUCCUUCUCCAAACCCGCGUUCUUACCGCUCGCGCACACAGGAACGUGUACCGCAAUCUCCCCAUCCUAGUUGGGCUGCUGUUGCAGGGCACCGUCCUAGGUGUCUUCAUGGGCGUGACGUACGCCAACAUACCCGAUACGCCGACCGGCGUCCAGUCCCUCAAGAAUUUGUCGUUCCAGAUGAUACCUGGUGUGUUCUACCUCCAGCAAGUGUUUUGGGUGUACAAGUUUUGCAACGACCUGAUCAUUUUCGAUCGCGAGCGCGAGGAUAACCUCUAUGAUGUCGUGCCAUACGUCCUCAGCGACUGGGUGAGCUUCCUCCUCCCCGCCAUCCUCUCCCCCGCUGUGUACGUCAUUAUCCUAUGGUUCAUCGCUGGGAUGAGACACGACCACGUCGCGCAGGGUUUGUUUACCAUCAUUGGGAGCACAUUACUUGUGCAAUGCGCGAUACAGGGCCUGGCGCUGUUCGUGAGCUCGGUCACGCGCAGCUUUGCGCAGGCCUCGCUCAUCGGUAACGCGAUCAACAUCUUCCAGCUCCUCUCGGCGGGCUUUGUCCUCGUCGAUCCACCAGAUUACGCCGAGUGGAUCCGCUGGCUCUCGCCGUACUUCUACUCAUUCCGCAUCGUCGCCACAGUGGUAUUCAAGGACCGCGUGUUUGACUGUCCACCGAUUUCCAAUGCCAACCUAGCCCAGUGUGAUGGCAACAACGUCCUCCGCGGCUUCAACUUUGAUCUAGGCAUCAACAUUGGCGUUUGGUUUGCCGGUCUCGCAGCCUUUGCUUUAUUCGAGUACAUUGUCGCAUGUCUUGUGCUCCGCUACCUCCCAGUCGGCGGGGUACGGCACGCGUCCGAAAUAGACUCGCAUUUCCGGGGCAAGACAGCUGACGUCGGGGAUUCACACAUGACACGCGACCGGAUCGACGUGGGCGUCCACCACAUGAGCUUGGCGUGGGAGCGGCGCGGUCGCGGUGUGGCAAAGAACGCUCACCGCCGAAUCCUCGACGACGUGUCGGCGUCCUUCCCCGCUGGCGAAGUGAGUGCUAUCCUCGGCCCGUCUGGCGCUGGAAAGAGUACACUCCUCCAACUCAUCGCCGGGCGACAUCUCGGCGCGGGCGCAAUGGCAGGUUUCACGCGUACAGGGGAUAUCUUGUUUGCUGGGGCUCCGGCAACGGCCGUGGCGAUGAGUAACGUUGCCUUCGUCGAGCAGGAGGACGACUGGCACCUCCCGAACCUGACUGUCCGCGAGACACUGCGGUAUGCGGCGAUCCUGCGACUUCCGAACGAGAUGACGCGGUUGAAGAAGAUAGCCCGCGCCGAAACCGUCCUUCGCAUGCUCGGGCUCAAGGACUGUGCGGACUUGCCCGUUGGCGGGCCGCUCAUCAAGGGCAUCUCAGGAGGCGAGAAGCGCCGCCUUUCUCUCGCCGUGCAAAUGAUCAACGACCCUGCCGUGCUUGUCGUCGACGAGCCAACAUCGGGCCUCGACUCAAGCAUAGCCCUCAGUGUUAUGCAGGUACUCAAGGACAUUGCGGCUACGGGGCGUACCGUUAUCGCGACGAUCCACCAGCCGCGCUCGGAUAUCUGGCGCCUAGCGGAUAACGUCAUGCUCCUCGCCAAGGGCGGGGUUGUUGCGUAUUCGGGUCGGCGAGCCGACGCAGUAAGGUACUUUACGGGGAUAGGGUAUCCUAUGCCCUCCGAAUUCUUUAACCCCGCCGAUCACUUGCUCGACCUGGUAUCUGUGGAUCCGCGGGCGCGGACACACCUGGCAUCAGCGGCGCGCGUCCGCUCUCUCACCGACGCAUGGCGCGCCAUAUCCGUCCAAGAUCCGGGCGAAGAUACCCCGCACCUCAAGGAGAAAUCGUGGCGCCGUGACCACACCGUCUCCGAGCCAGAGGUCGGGAAGCUCUCGUCAGGCUCGCGCACGACAUCCAUGCGUAUCGCUCUGCCUGUCGUGCUGCAGCGACAUUGGCUCAACCUCUGGCGCCAACCUGAAGUCUUCUUCAACCGGUGGAUGCAGGCGCCCUUCGUUGGCGCUCUGUUUAUCCUUUUCUUCCAGCGCUUGACCAAAGGAGCACAAGGAGCGCAGGACCGUAUCGGCUUAACAUUGCAGAGCACGUCCGCACUGGCCUUCGUUGGAUUAUUGAACUCGAUGUCGAUCUUUCCUCCCGAGAGGAACCUAUACCUCCACGAAGCGGCGAGUAGUGCGCGUUACUCGCCUGCCACGUUCGUGAUCAUGUACACACUAGUCGAAUUGGCGCCCGAGAUCUUCGCCUCGCUCGGAUACACUGCCAUUAUGCACGUGGGCGUGGGGAUGCAAACCUCGGCCAGCAUCUUCUUCCAAUUCUUCGCCACCAUCUGGGUGAUGCAGAACUUGGGCGAGAGUCUGUGUAUCAUUGUCGGCGUAUGGGUCCGUUCCGAGGGCCUGACUGUGACUAUCCUAUCUACCUUCCUCUCGCUGGUUGCACAGACGGCCGGCCUCGUUUCGCUCAACGUACCGCGUUGGUUGGCGGCCAUAGCGUGGGGUACGCCGUUCAAGGGCGCCAUCAAAGUCCAGCUCAUCAACGAGUGUGUUGGGCUCGUAUUUGAUUGCUCUGCCCAACAGGUCUCGGACGGCAAGUGUAUCGCGCAGACGGGCGAGCAAAUAAUCGCGCUGUUUGGAUGGCGAGAUUUGAACGUAGCUCGCUUUGCGGGAAUCAUGGUUGCGACGGCUGUCGCUUGGCGUAUCCUCUCGUGGGUUAGUGUUGCGGCGAGGGUACCCGCCGCCAUGUCGCAACUCACCAUCUGGGGCCGCCACAACUCGAACAACGUAAAGAAAGCCCUGUGGGCAGCCCACGAGCUCGGUCUCCCCUUCACCUCCGAGAUCGUAGGCAUGCAAUUCGGUGGCACUCGCACAGACUCCUACCUGUCCAUGAACCCGAUGGCGCAAAUCCCAACUCUCCAAGAUGGCGAUUUAGUCGUGUGCGAAUCCAACGCCAUUGUGCGCUACCUCUUCGCCGAAUACGGAACGGCCUUCCCCACCCAAUCCUCGGCCAAGACUCGAGCCAUCGGGGAUCGGUGGAUGGACUGGACGUCCACCACCCUCGCGCCGGUUAUGAAGGGCGUGUUCUGGCCCGUCGUGCGGCAGAAGGAGGAGGAGCGGGACUGGGUCGCCAUUCGCGCGUCUAUGGCCGAGAUGGAAAGGUUGCUUGUGGUGGCUGAGGGGUGGUUGGAGGAUCACGAGUGGUUUAGCGGCGACAGUUUUGGGGCAGGCGAUAUCCCCCUCGGCAGUUUCCUGUUUGCGUGGUUUGAGAUGCCGAUUGAGAGGGAGAGUCGGCCACGCCUCGAAGAGUGGAUGGCAAAGUUGAAGGAGAGGCCGGCCUUCCAGAAGGCCGUAGUGGCGCCGCUUACUUAG